Molecule: messenger RNA, 1726 nt
Organism: Andrographis paniculata
Lineage: Eukaryota; Viridiplantae; Streptophyta; Magnoliopsida; Lamiales; Acanthaceae
Exons: 14
Coding region: 131-1333 (400 amino acids)
Source: RefSeq, a predicted model, not a curated record
CACACCCUGUAUUUCAUACGGUUUCGGGGUUGAAUCCAGUAACAUCCCUUUGUUCUUGUUCAUUAACAUUCCGAUUCAGCGUUUUGUCAAUCUAGGGCAGGGCAGUACUAAUUUUGAUCUGCGUCUGUGAAUGGAAGAGCUACAAAAGUUGCAGCAACUGCAGACGACAAUGGAAUGGCUGCAUUCAGCUGGAAUUUCCGACGCCAACUCCGAUUGCCAACGCUUUCUCGCCGAUUUUACUACCCUUUUGAUGCACGACUAUGGUACGCUGGAUAUUGCAUCCAAAUGCGGGUUGAUUUCCAAGAACAUGUCAAAGAUAUCAAGUUUAAUUAUUGGGGGUGCGCUGCAAGGUGGAGGGGAAGAAUUUGUAGGUGACAGCCAGAUUGGAAACUCUGUACACCUCCAUUCUGAUGAAAAGGUAAAUCCCAAUCAGAUGCAGAGAUUCUUUGUUGAAGUGCCUAUGGUUGGAAUAGAUGCGAUGAUGCGAUCAAAUUCAACUCUGGAGGAUUUUUGCAGGUCAUAUUUUAUGUUUCACAAAAUGGAAGCAAACUGUGCACAAUCAAUUUUCAAAUAUUUACCCAUUCUCUCAUUCACAGAAAGCUUUAUUUAUCAGUUGGACGGUUUAAAUGAGAAACUACUGCAGUCGUCGAAGAGUGAAGUUCAAUUAUUCAGCAAGGACUUCAAGGAUGAUGAUUCGUGCCUUGAUUCUAUUUCUUUAUGCAAAUUUGGAAAAUAUCCAUUCGGUUCACUCAUUAAUGUUUUAGAAAGUCACGGGCUUUUGACAGAAAGAAUUUCGAAAGAGCUGAACUGCGGAGUAGAAUAUUGGGCUCUAGAAAGAAAGCUAUGCCAUGCCCUUGCAAAUGACAAGGAGAUAUCCAUUCAAGAUGUGACAAAUGCAAUACAUUUGAAGUCAUUUGAUUAUCGCGUUCUGAACCUUCUACUAUACCAAUUGAGAGGAGACAAGGUAAAUGAACUACAUAUGGAGUUUUUGUCUGCAUCGGAAUUGCUUGUGGAAGUAUCGGAUGACCUGUUCGAUUAUGAGGAUGAUGUUGUCGAUAAUAAUUUCAACAUUCUACGCAUGUUUAUCAAAUAUUACGGAGCUAUAGAUGCACCUAUCAUGUUGGCACAAUUUAUAACUAACGUAGAGAAAAGAUACAAUCAGUUAUUGAUAGAAUUAGAUUCGGAACUUUCUGCCAAGUACCAGAAGAGAUGUGAAGAAGCUACAAGAGAAGGUGGAAAAAUGCACGGCCCUUCCCUUGGAACAUGGCAUAUACCACCAAUCAUUGCAGAUGAAGCUGGAUAUCGCGCUGCUUUUUCAGGUUCUAGUCGGUAGAUUUUGUGCCCGAAUUGGAUGAAAUUGUUACUAAGGUUGUCACAUUGCCCUUUUGCCAUGGUGACAAAAUAACGAACACAAGGUACUGGUAUACAAAAUUAUAUAUAUUUCUCCCUCUGUCCGGCUCUAAGGGUCCUAUUUACCUUUUGUGUCAUUGUACUUAAUCUUAAUAAUAUCAUUAUAUUUGUAUAAUUUUUUGCAUAAAUAUCAUUAUAAUAGUAUUAUAAGACACUAAUAGAAAUAUUUUUGCCAUUUUCUCUUAAUUUGUACUAAGUUUUCAUAUAAUAAUUAAUAUUCAAAGAUCAACUCGCAAAAAGUAAAUGAGACACUUAGAGCCGGACGGAGGUAGUAUAUCUUAUAAGUAUUAAAUUAUCACAUUUUUAUUUAACUUCA